CAUGUUUCUUCAGCCAUGUCUGUCGCAGUCAUGAGCUCACCCGAGCUCGCAGUCCACAAAAGAAAACGGUCCAACUCACCUGACGACGACCUCCCGCCAGCUAGUCGUAGACGCUCCAAAUCACCUCGUUUACUCCCGAAAGUCAUUGAUAUUGACCCUGUACGACGGGCGGAGCGGGAAAGACAGCUGGCGGUAAAGAUGGCCGCAGCAGAGCUGGACAAGGGCAAGGAAAAGCCGAAUGAGAGGGAGAAGGAGCUGGAUGCCCAAGCCGAGUUUGCUAAAUUGGUUGGGUCGCGGUCCGGUGGUGUCUAUAUGCCUCCCGCUCGUCUUCGCGCCCUCCAGGAGGCCGCCGCGUCAGACAAGUCCAGCAAGGAAUAUCAGCGCUUGUCAUGGGACGCUUUGCGCAAGAGCAUAACUGGUAUUGUCAAUCGAGUCAACAUCGUCAACAUCAAGGCGGUGGUACCAGAACUCUUCGCUGAAAACCUCAUUCGUGGGCGCGGCUUGUUUGCUCGGAGCAUUAUGAAGGCCCAGGCAGCAAGUUUGCCCUUCACCCCCGUUUUCGCGGCUCUCGUGGCUAUCAUCAACACCAAACUUCCCCAGGUUGGCGAGCUGGUAUUGUCGAGGUUAAUCAGCCAGUUCAGGAAAGCCUUCAAGCGGAAUGACAAGAUCGUAUGCCACUCCACGACCACCUUCAUUGCCCACCUUGUCAACCAAGCCGUCGCCCAUGAACUUGUUGCGCUCCAAAUCAUCAUGCUUCUCAUCGAACGCCCCACCGACGACUCCAUUGAGAUUGCCGUUGGCUUCAUGCGUGAAGUCGGCGCAUUUCUCGCCGAAAACUCUCCAGUAGCCAAUACAAUCGUCUUUGAACGCUUCCGUGCCGUCCUUAACGAGAGCGCCAUCAGUCAACGAGUGCAGUACAUGAUCGAGGUGCUGAUGCAAGUUCGAAAGGAUAAGUACAAGGACAACCCGAUUCUGGGAGAGGGCCUUGAUUUGGUCGAAGAAGAUGAACAAAUUACGCACGAGAUCGAGCUGGAAGCGGAGCUGCAGGUACAAGAGGGAUUGAAUAUAUUCAAGUUUGAUCCCAAUUACCUCGAAAACGAAGAAAAGUACAAGCAGAUCAAAAGCGAAAUUCUAGGCGACUCUGACGAGGAGUCUGGCUCAGAGGAAGAGUCGAGUGAUGACGACGAAGAUGGGGGAGUCGUGGAAAAUAAAGAGGGAAUCGAGGAUCGGACGGAAACAAACCUCGUCAACCUCCGUCGGACGAUUUACUUGUCCAUUAUGAACGCGCUUAAUUACGAAGAGGCGGUCCACAAGUUGCUCAAGGUCCAACUACAGGAGGGCCAAGAAAUCGAGCUUGUCAACAUGAUCAUCGAGUGUUGCUCGCAGGAACGGUCCUACUCGACUUUCUUUGGCCUUAUUGGGGAACGCUUCAGCAAACUCAAUCGCGUCUGGACAGAAUGUUUUGAGCAGGCGUUCAACACCUACUAUACGACCAUUCAUCGCUACGAGACCAACCGCCUGCGUAACAUCGCGCGUCUCUUCGGCCAUCUUUUGUCCAGCGAUGCGAUUUCGUGGCUUGUCUUGGAAUGCGUCAAGAUCAACGAAGACGACACGACAAGCAGCAGUCGUAUUUUCGUGAAAAUCAUGAUGACAGAGCUGAUGGAGAGUAUGGGGCUCAAAACUGUUGUUGAGCGCUUCAAGGACCCUGAAAUCAAACACGCCUGCGCUGGGAUGUUCCCUCUCGACGUCCCGAAAAACACUCGAUUCGCCAUCAAUUAUUUCACCAGCAUCAAUCUGGGUGCGCUGACCGAGGAGAUGCGCGAGUACCUGAAGAAUGCGCCGAAGAUGAUUAUGGAGCAGCGGAGGGCCAUGUUGGAGGCAGAGUCAUCUUCGUCUUCAGAUUCGGAUUCAAGUUCCGACUCGGACUCAGAUAGCGAUUCUGAUUCGAGUUCGAGUUCUUCGGCGGCGAGUAGGAGAAAUGCACGUGACCGAGACCCUCCUCCAAGAAGAGGUCGGGACGACACCCCUCCCCGGAGCAGAGCGCCGCCUCCAGCUGGCCGAAAUAUGGAUGCAUCGCCACCACGUGAUAGUUACGGGCGGAGGGAGAGACCUUCUCCUCCGCGUCACCAUGCUCGUUCCCGCUCCUACGAAAAAUCGCCUCCUCGCCAUCGGGAUUCGCGCUCUCCGCCCCCGCCAAGGAGGCGAUACGACUCGCGGUCGCCACCACCGAGAGAACGUGACCGUGAUCGCGGCUACGGCCAUGGCUAUCGCAGGAGUGUCUCUCCUCCAAGACGGCGCGAGCGGUCACCUGACUCCCCACCAAGACGCAGACAGGACUCACGCGAGAGGGGUUACCCGAGGGACGGCUACGAGCGGCGUCGAUGA
Molecule: messenger RNA, 2385 nt
Organism: Mycena indigotica
Lineage: Eukaryota; Fungi; Basidiomycota; Agaricomycetes; Agaricales; Mycenaceae
Product: Pre-mRNA splicing factor
Exons: 5
Coding region: 16-2385 (789 amino acids)
Biological process (GO): mRNA splicing, via spliceosome
Cellular component (GO): catalytic step 2 spliceosome
Molecular function (GO): RNA binding; protein binding
Source: RefSeq, a predicted model, not a curated record